CUUCCCUUCACGGCUUCACCACCCUUAGUGAAGCUUUUCAUCGUAAUACGUCUCUCUCUUCACACAGCAAUUCUCCCUUUGCCAGCUACACAGCAAGAUCUACCCUACCUCCCUCUCUCUCUGUAAAUAGACGCGGUGCAAUUUGUCGCAGAUUAGCAGCAUACAUGCAUUUCGGAUGAAGUAGGAAGCUCCGUCAUCUCAUCAAAAUGACCAAAGCUUCAUUCAUCAUCUAUAUUACUCUCGCAGUCGCCCUCCUACUCCUAAUCUCCCGCUCCUCCAACAACAACUCCCACCGCCACCGCCACCGCCACCGCCGCCUCAAGGUCCGCUCCAACUUCAAUUUCACACCUCCCACCGACCCCCGCUUCUCUGCCUCCGCCGCCGCCGCAUUUGACCCAGUGGUCGCCGAAAUCGAGCGCAAGCGCGAGGACAAACAGUGGGAGCACCACUACAUCCAAGCUCACCACCCUGAGUCGACUCCGCCCGACCACGAGUGGGACGAUCUCGCGAGCGCCGAGGAUUACCUCAACGACGAGGAGAAGUUCAAUGUGACUAACAGGCUGCUGCUCCUCUUCCCCAACAUUGACAUCGACCCGCCCGAUGGCUACGUCAGCGCCGCCGAGUUGACUCAGUGGAACUUGAAGCAGAGCCAGAAGGAGGUGCUGCAUCGGACCCAGAGGGAAAUGGAAGUCCACGACAAGAAUAGAGAUGGAUUCGUCACGCUAGCCGAGUAUCAGCCGCCGAGCUGGGUCGUUAAUUCAGACAAUAACUCAUUUGGAUAUGAAAUGGGCUGGUGGAAAGAGGAGCAUUUUAAUGCAUCAGAUGUAGAUGGAGAUGGUCAAUUGAAUAUCACAGAGUUCAAUGACUUUCUGCAUCCAUCUGAUUCAACCAAUCACAAAUUGCUUGAGUGGUUGUGUAAAGAAGAAAUAAGGGAAAGAGAUACCGACAAAGAUGGGAAGGUCAACUACAAAGAAUUUUACCAUGGAAUUUAUGACUUGAUUAGACCACAUGGUGAAGGGGUUCAGGAUUCGUCACAUGAAUAUGCUGAGGAGGCCCCAACAAAAACAUUGUUCAACCAGCUUGACAAAGAUGGUGAUGGUUAUUUGUCACAUAUAGAAUUGCUGCCGGUUAUUCAAAAAAUACAUCCGUCGGAGCUAUAUUAUGCUCAACAGCAGUCAGAGUACAUAAUGCAGCAGGCUGAUACAGAUAAGGAUGGGCGUUUGAGUUUGACAGAGAUGGUCGAGAACCCAUAUGUCUUCUACAGUGCUGUAUAUGAUGAAGACGAAGACGAAGAUUAUGAUUACCAUGAUGAAUUUCGCUAGAUCCAUCCAUGGUUGGCUGGUGACCAAGACUGUGGCUUUACUCAGAAAUACAAUAUGAUUCUUUAAUCCUUUUAACUCAACAACUGAUGCAGGUCUGCUGGUAGUAGCACAAUAUCUCAAAUUUUGUUCCUUAAACUUGUACUAUAACACCCCCCUACCCAAAAAAAAGGUCUACAAUAUGUUUGUAACUAUGAUCUCAUUCUCUCAGUAAUUUAUUCGCGGUUUCCA
Salvia hispanica is the source of this 1550-nucleotide messenger RNA. RefSeq lists its product as uncharacterized. The record is from RefSeq and is a predicted model, not a curated record. Gene Ontology annotation, molecular function: calcium ion binding. Lineage: Eukaryota; Viridiplantae; Streptophyta; Magnoliopsida; Lamiales; Lamiaceae. Gene Ontology annotation, cellular component: endoplasmic reticulum.